Thelazia callipaeda (thelaziosis nematode) is the source of this 3186-nucleotide messenger RNA. The record is from the annotation of a GenBank genome assembly. NCBI's taxonomy places the organism in Eukaryota, Metazoa, Nematoda, Chromadorea, Rhabditida, Thelaziidae.
AUGGAACUUAGUCAUCCUUCGUCUUCUGGUAUGACAAUGCUGAAGCCUGCAUCAAUAAAAUCAGCAGAAAAAUCGACUGAAAAAUCAGCUAGUAAUGAGCAGUCGGCAACGAUACGACGUCGAAGUCCGCAGGAUGCAUCUUCAUUUCAUAACUGUAAUUUUCGUGUCCUCUCACAAUUCGUUUCAAUAACGGAUAUAGAUUUUAAGGAAAAAUCAUUUUCCAUUUUCACUGAACUUUCUUUGGCUCCUUUACAUCCUGAAUUACGGCAGAUUUACCUCAAUGUUGGUCCAGAUAUUUUAUUGCCUUGUGAAUUUCCUGAUGGUAUCACUGGCCGCGUCACUGUAAAUGAUGAAGAUGCAGAGUACAUCCGGAAAGAUCCUCUCAGAAUAUUAAGUCAUAUAUCAGAGCAGAGUUUAAAUCGGCUCUCACACGUUAUGUACGAUGAGUUGGAGGACUGUGAAGGAGAGCUCAUGAUUAACGUUCCGGAAAGCUGUUAUGAUUCAAUGGAUGAACAAAGAGUUAUUAAAAUUGGAAUUGAUGUCAAAGUUAUAAAGCCAAAGCAUGGAAUUCAUUUUUCAUGUUCUGAUAUUAAUGAUUUACAAGAAGGAGCACAUAUGUACACAUAUAGAUCCAGUACAUUAUCUAGUACACGUCACUGGUUACCUUGUAUGGAUACACUCGACCAGUUAUGUUUGUGGCGAAUCGAAGCCACUGUCAAUAAUAUUUUUACAGUUGUUGCUAGUGGUGAAUUGUUUGAUACAGAAUACACAGUUGAUUUGCAAGAAAAAAUUUACCAUUACCAACUUUUAGUGCCAACAUCUGCUGUAAAUAUCGGUUUUGCAAUUGGGUCUUUUACCCCAGUUGUUCAUCCUGAUAUGUCCGAGAUAACAAGUUUCGCACUUCCAUCGCUUCAUCCUCUCGUAAGACAUACUGCUGCAACAAUUGAUCGAGUUUUCGAAUAUUUCGAAGAACUUCUGUCUUGUCGAUUUCCGUAUUCGUCAUAUAAACAAGUUUUUGUCUACCAGACUCCAGAUGAAAUUACUGCGUAUACUGGUCUAUCAAUAAUAUCACUUACUUUAUUGUACCAUAAGAAAAUUUUGGACGUUGUGCAAAUGACACGUCAAUUCCUUGCCUUUGCUGUAGCGCAGCAGUUUUUUGGAUGUUUUGUGACUUCUACAUGUUGGUUAGAUAUAUGGCUGGUGUCUUCGCUUGCAAGAUCUGUUACUGGAAUGUUUGUAGAACGAUUUUUUGGAUCUGCUGAAUAUCUUUUUCAAAUCAGUAAGAUACUCAGUUCUGUUUGUGAUUACGAGACACGUUGGGGAAAGAUUAUUUUGAGGCCGUCAAGUACUGACUAUCAGCCACAUCUGCAUUUUGAUCCGAGAAAUCCGUACACAUGUUCUCCUUUAUAUGCAGAUGCUUUGUUCAAAAAAGGUCAUCUGGUUAUGCGCAUGCUUAGCCAGCGUUUGGGCAAAGAGCUGUUUUUGCAGGUGAUUCAGAAAAUACUCAGCGUUGCAAUGCAAGCCAGUCAGCUGCAAAAAGAUCCUUCCAGUUGGCAGCAUAUGGCUGUUUCAACGGAAUCUUUUUUUCGAACUGUUUCCAGUGUCACUGGUCAAGAAUUACCAACAUUUUUGGAGCAAUGGAUACAUAGUGGUGGGCACGCAAAAUUCUGGGUGCGGUAUUCUUUCAAUCGUAAACGAAAUAUGAUUGAAUUGGAAGUGAAGCAAGAAUCAUCUGCAACUCGUGGAAGGCAAAGUUAUGUUGGUCCAUUAACUGUAGUGGGACGAAGACAGAAGAAGAAAAAAGUUCCACUUUCUACGGGUGAAGAACUUGAAAUUGAUUUAGCAAAUAUGGAUCCCGAUUCUCCUGUUUUGUGGAUCAGGAUUGAUCCGGAUUUACUUUUAUUACGCAAGGUAAAUCUGCAACAACCCGUUUAUCAGUGGGAAUACAUGUUGAAACAUGAAAGAGAUGUGUUAGCUCAGCUUCAAGCUCUUCAUGUUUUGCAACGGUUUCCUAGCCCACAUACUAGAGCUGUCCUUAUUGAAACCAUCGAAAAUGAGGUUUUUUUCUAUCGAGUAAGAUGCUAUGCAGCUUAUAUUUUGGCAGAAGUUGUGAAUAAGUUGCCGGAAACUUGGCUUGGUCCACCAGCUCUAAUGAUUUUAUUUAAAAAAAUUUUUGGCUGUAAAUCUGCGCCUCAUAUUCCGAGACCAAACAAUUUCGUUGCCACUUCAACCAAUUUGCAGCUAUAUUUUUUAAUGCAUGCAAUACCUCAAGCCCUUGCUCGGUUACGUUCUCCUUCAAAUAACUCGCUGUUAGAUGUUCAUAAUUUCCUUCUCGGACUUAUCAGAUAUAAUGAUAAUUCGGUGAAUAGGUAUUCUGAUGACCACUAUCGAGCCUCACUUAUAAAUGCUUUAGCUGCUACAUUAGUUCAAGCUGAAACUAGAGAUAAUACAAAUAUGAGUCCUUUAUCACUAAAUAAGGAAAUGAGGGAAUUACUAUCAGAAUUCACUCUUGCCUUAAACAUGGACACGCUAAAACCUAGUUUUGGACGUGUAAUAGGUAUUACUGCACUUCAAGCAAUAUAUCAUAUGCAGCGAACCUUCCACAUUCCGCUCGAUCCUAAAAUAUUUUGGGCCUUUUCUCAGCCGAACAUAUAUGUUCCGAUGCGUCAUGCAGCAUUUACUUUUCUUGUUGAUAUGGUUUAUCGGUUCAAAACGCCUCCUUUUAUUGGUGAAAACAUCAAUAGGUUAAUUGAUACUUGUUUGAAUGAUCAAGAAGCCAGUGUACGAUAUUAUAUUGCCUCUCAGUUACUGCUAAAACCUCCUCUGUGUAUCACUUUGGGCACUGAAGAAGAUGGAUUGUGGAAGGAUUUAGUGACUGGCAUAGCAAAUAAAUUGUGGACUCAAAUUAGUGAUGCUACCACGGAACCACGUCUAAGAGGGCUUCUGAUUGACUUUUGGUUCACGACAUUUGGAAAUGAUGUACCAGCGGUACUGAAACCGAAGCCAGCAGAUAAUGUUGUGGAGAUAAAAUCAGGAUCACGAAAUGUACAGAUUGCAAAUAUUCGGAACGGUACUGAUGAUUUGCUCAAUUCGUGGUGGUGGCAUGGCACAAUCAUCGAAGCGGAAGAUCCUGAUACAUCAGUUCAAAAUUUAGCCCAUGAAAUGAAUGAAGACAUGCUUCAAUAA